This is a messenger RNA of Stomoxys calcitrans (stable fly), 1660 nucleotides long. RefSeq names its product ATPase H(+)-transporting accessory protein 2 (gene ATP6AP2). Gene Ontology annotation, molecular function: signaling receptor activity. The transcript has 3 exons. The coding region runs from base 69 to 1028 and encodes 319 amino acids. Gene Ontology annotation, biological process: positive regulation of Wnt signaling pathway. Gene Ontology annotation, cellular component: external side of plasma membrane; membrane. The record is from RefSeq and is a predicted model, not a curated record. NCBI's taxonomy places the organism in Eukaryota, Metazoa, Arthropoda, Insecta, Diptera, Muscidae.
CUGUCAUUUUAAAGAAUAAAAAAUACGUACAUUGUCGAAUCCCGUUUGUCAUAUGAUCACGGACGAAAAUGCUGCGAAAUUUAGUGAUUUUUUCUUUAUUCGUGGUGACAAUCCGUGCAACGGGUGAAUUCACCGUUUUGAGCACCCCAAAGUCUUUGUCAUUCAAGGGCAACGAACCACUUGCUAGUCAAUACAUAGGUGAUGUUGUCUAUGCCUCAUUGGGAAAUGCCGUUGCUGGAGACGCCCAAUGGUCGGCUUUGACCAUUGCUGAUCCCUUCAAUUUACCCAAAGUUGUGGUUGCAGCCUCUUUGAAUGGUGUAGCCCACUCCAAAGUUUCGGGGGCCGGAAAGAGCUACGAAAUUCAAGGCAAUUCAGUUAACGAAGCCUUGAACGGUGUCUCUGCUCAACUGGAGUCUGACAAUGAACCUGUCUGCGAUUUAGAUUUUGAAGAUUUCGAAGAAGGUGUUGCCACAUUCAAGAGUGUAUUUGGUGAUGCUGCCAAGGUUGACUCUGUUGAGAAAACCAAAUAUUUGAAUCCUGAAUUACAUUCAGCUGACAAGCAAUUUGUCCAAACUAUUGCCUAUGUCAAUGCUGCUGCUGAUAACCUGCCCAAUAUGCAAAAAUCAUGUAACUUUGUUUCCUUGCGUUUGUCAGCUGAUUCGGUAGCUAAAGCUCAUGGUGAAAAAUCAGAAGCUAUGGAUGAAGCCUUGGAUCUCUUCACUAGCGCUGUAAAAAAGUUGAAUAGUGCAGCACAGAAGGCUAACAACAAUGAAGCUUUGGUUUUAGCCAUUGUCAAUAAGUCGGAUAAGUCUCGUGCCAAACGUGACACACCUGAUCCAGCCACGGACUACAAUCUGGCUGAAUACUAUAACGAAGACUAUCCAGUGAUCUUUAACAUCAUCUUAUGGUUUAUGGUUGUAUUCGGUUUUGCUUUGUUGGCCAUCUGCUAUGCCAUUGGCUCCAUGGAUCCUGGUCGCGAUUCGAUCAUUUAUCGCAUGACUUCAACCAGAAUGAAGAAGGACAACUAAAUUGUCAUAGAGAGAAUAUUCCAUCACUAUUCAUAUAUUUCCUAUAUAUGUUAAAGUUAGCACACAAAAAGAAAGGCUGUUUUUAAUCUUCUUUCAGGUGUUUCCACUAAUCACUUCAGAUGAUGAUCGAACGAUCUAUGCUUUACUUUUUCUAAAAAUUUUAAAUCAAUUUCCAUAAAAUAAAGUUGUCAACAGCAAACAUAAGACAUCUAUAUUAUAAUAACAACAAACAAAAAACAACAACAACAAUAAUACAAAAAUUGUAGCAUAAUAAACAAUUAUUCGUUUAAGUUAUAAAAUUCAUAUAUAAGUAUUAAUUGUACGCAAGAAAAUUAUUAUAUAUACAUAUAGAAAUAUUAAACAAAUAUGGGGUCUUUUCUGAUGUAUUAUUAAUUAUUGUUUUUUUUCUUCUUAGCUACCAGAAUUUGUUAUUACCUUUUGUGUAAAUUUAUUCCAAUACCCAAAUAAUUUUGAUUUAAUUUGUUUUAUUUUUUUUUCUUUUUAAAUGAACUAAUUAAACAAAAAAAAAUCUACUUAAAAACCAAAUGCGUGUGUUCUAAUUACGACCUACAUUCAACACAAAUAUCCUAAAAUGUUUAUGUACAAUUGCAUUAAUACAAGAAGGAAACAAA